Molecule: messenger RNA, 615 nt
Organism: Dendronephthya gigantea
Lineage: Eukaryota; Metazoa; Cnidaria; Anthozoa; Malacalcyonacea; Nephtheidae
Exons: 2
Coding region: 37-615 (192 amino acids)
Source: RefSeq, a predicted model, not a curated record
AGCACGUCAGGCGAGUACUACGACGUGUUCUGUCACAUGACCGAUAUUGAAACAUGUGGUACAGGAGGCUGGACACUAGUCAUGAAGUUGGACGGGAAUAAGAAUACAUUUAUUUAUAACUCUCCCCUGUGGACGAACAAGGAGACAUACGCGAUACAAGAUGGUCUGGAAGGACUGACGGGGAACGAAAGCAAGUUGGCUUCGUACUGGAAUACUCCGUUCACAAAAAUUUGCCUGGGUAUGUCGUAUAACGGAGAAACAAAAUGGAUAAACCUGGACUACACCGCAAGUUCGCUGUACAGUGUGAUCGCAGAUGGAAAAUUCCGGGAAACGACCGCUGGUCGGGCUGCAUGGAAAUCAUUAAUCGCAGGCUCAUCACUGCAGUAUAACUGCAACAAGGAGGGGUUCAAUGUACCGGUAAAUAGGCACAAUAGAAAAAUUCGCCUUGGGAUCGUUGGCAAUAACGAGAGGAACUGUGAUUCAUGCGAUUCUUGGCUUGGUUUAAGCAUUCUUGAUGAUACGUACCACGAGGUCUGUGGCAAUACGGCAAUCUGUUGCUAUAGUGAUAAUGGGAACAAAAAUAUGAAAACAUUCGGAUAUAUUCUAGUACAAUAG